AUGGCAGACAUGCUUCCCGCAUUGGAGGUGGCUUUUGUGGAUCGGUUUUGGAAGUGGAACGACGGCAAGGGCCUUCCCGCGAACCCCCGAUGGUGUCCACUUACCACAGCCCAGCAGAAAGACAUUCAUGAAGAGAGCACUUCAUUGACCCUUCUGCCGGACAAUCGAACAUUUCAGAAGGUUGCAGAGUAUGAUUCCGGGAUCAAGCUUUUCCAGUCCGAGGGGAUGUGGAACGUUGAGUCUUGGUCUUAUGUGCGAGCUUUGGUCCGGCCAAUCGGCCCGGACCUUGUACUGAGCGUGCACGCCGACCACAUGACGACGGAGCAAUACUUGAAGUUCGACUGUCGUUCCUGCGUCUCGGCGCGGCUUCUCUUUCAUCUCUUUGUGAGCGACAAGGAGAACUUGUCCAUGAACGUCUUGGGAAUGAGGAUCAAGCGGCGCUGCGUCGAUGAGAAACUCAUCAGUCCUCAGCAGCACGUACGCCUGGUCAGCUCAGUAACCGGGGAGCUCAUGAGCUGCGAGAUAGGGUUCCUCUGGGGCCCACGAGUCCUUGCCGGCCUCAAGCCGCGCAUGCGACUGGUUAAGAAGACCAGGUUUUCCAAAGUUUCCCUUCGCAAGUUCUUUUUGCCAUGCAGUUCUUGA
Molecule: messenger RNA, 642 nt
Organism: Symbiodinium sp. CCMP2592
Lineage: Eukaryota; Dinophyceae; Suessiales; Symbiodiniaceae
Source: the annotation of a GenBank genome assembly